This is a messenger RNA of Pistacia vera, 885 nucleotides long. RefSeq lists its product as uncharacterized. NCBI's taxonomy places the organism in Eukaryota, Viridiplantae, Streptophyta, Magnoliopsida, Sapindales, Anacardiaceae. Bases 1 to 885 code for a protein of 294 amino acids. The transcript has 2 exons. The record is from RefSeq and is a predicted model, not a curated record.
AUGAGUGAUUUUCUUAAACUUGAGGAUUUGGUCAAAGAGUUGCAAAUUGACAUUGACAAAACAUUGGAGCCUGAGCUUGAUGCUCGUCAGUGUUGUAUUUAUAGGGUUCCUAAAGAUCUUCGUAGCGUAAAUGAAGAAGCUUACACUCCUCAAUUAGUUUCAAUAGGUCCUCUUCACCAUGGAAAAGAAGAAUUAGGUUUGGAAUUGAGGAGAUUAACACCCCAGGUGGUAGUUAAACAUUUAACCGAUUGGAGAAGAACUACUAUGCUGGAACACUACGAAAGAUCUAAGCAGAUGAAUGGAUGGAUUGAUGAUUUGCCUUGUGCAGUGCAGUUGCAUGAGUCAGGAGUGAAGUUUAAGUGUCUUGAAGGAGAACACAGCUUAAUUGACAUAAUAUUGGAAAAACGAAAGCAACGAAUCCCAUGUUUUGAAGUAUAUGAGUUACAACUACCACGUUUAGGUAUAUGUGAUGACAGUGAAAGUCUACUUAGAAACGUUAUGGCUUUGGAACAGUGUCAUUAUCCAAGGGAUGCUCAUGUUUGCAAUUACGUUAGACUAAUGGAUUAUCUUAUUAAUACUGAAAAAGAUGUGGAUUUGCUUGUUGGAAAUGGAAUUAUUUCCAAUCAGAUGGGCGACAAUGAUUCAAUAGCAAAUAUGUUUAACAGACUUUCUGUUUCUAUCAAUUUAAGCAAAUCCUCUUACUAUGACAUUUGUGUCAAACUCAAGCAACACUGUGACAAUCCAUGGAACAGAACAAAAUCAACUUUGAAAAGAGUAUAUUUCAACAAUCUUUGGAGAGGCACGGCAACUGUUGCGGCAGUUUUACUCCUACUGCUCACUAUCAUACAAACCAUGUGUUCUAUCUUGCAAGUUGUGUUUAUGUAA